AUGGUUAGAAAACUAAAGCAUCAUGAACAGAAACUUUUGAAGAAGGUAGACUUCCUUGAGUGGAAGCAGGACCAAGGUCAUCGUGACACUCAGGUUAUGAGAACAUAUCAUAUUCAAAAUCGUGAAGAUUAUCAUAAAUAUAACAGAAUAUGCGGUGACAUUCGUCGUCUCGCCAACAAAUUAUCAUUGCUACCUCCCACUGAUCCGUUUCGUCGCAAGCACGAGCAGUUACUACUAGACAAGCUAUAUGCCAUGGGUGUCAUGACAACAAAAUCCAAGAUAUCUGAUCUGGAAAAUAAAGUUACUGUUAGUGCCAUAUGUAGGAGACGAUUACCUGUGAUAAUGCACCGAUUAAAAAUGGCAGAAACUAUACAGGACGCAGUUAAGUUCAUCGAACAAGGUCAUGUUCGUGUAGGUCCAAACUUGAUCAACGAUCCGGCCUAUCUCGUAACAAGAAAUAUGGAGGACUACGUCACUUGGGUUGAUAACUCUAAAAUAAAGAAAACAUUGCUGAGAUACAGAAACAAAAUUGAUGAUUUUGACUUUUCAUAG
Messenger RNA from Saccharomyces mikatae IFO 1815, 552 nucleotides. RefSeq names its product snoRNA-binding rRNA-processing protein IMP3 (gene IMP3). Bases 1 to 552 code for a protein of 183 amino acids. Gene Ontology annotation, molecular function: structural constituent of ribosome; snoRNA binding; rRNA binding. The transcript has a single exon. Lineage: Eukaryota; Fungi; Ascomycota; Saccharomycetes; Saccharomycetales; Saccharomycetaceae. The record is from RefSeq and is a predicted model, not a curated record. Gene Ontology annotation, cellular component: small-subunit processome; Mpp10 complex; small ribosomal subunit. Gene Ontology annotation, biological process: rRNA processing.